Messenger RNA from Triticum aestivum (bread wheat), 540 nucleotides. Its product is annotated as SKP1-like protein 1. Bases 1 to 489 code for a protein of 162 amino acids. The transcript has a single exon. Gene Ontology annotation, biological process: ubiquitin-dependent protein catabolic process. The record is from RefSeq and is a predicted model, not a curated record. Lineage: Eukaryota; Viridiplantae; Streptophyta; Magnoliopsida; Poales; Poaceae.
AUGGCGGCCGCGGAGGGCAAGAAGAAGAUCAUGCUCAAGAGCUCGGAGGGUGAGGAGUUCGAGAUCGACAAGGCGGUCGCCAUGGAGUCCCAGACCAUCCGCCACAUGAUCGAGGACGAGUGCACCGACAACGCCAUCUGGCUCCCCAACGUCAACUCGAACAUCCUCUCCAUGGUUAUUGAGUACUGCAAGAAGCAUGUCCAGGCCAGCCCCAAGCCGGCCGACUCCGCCGCCGCCGCUGCCAGCUGCUCCACCUCUGCUGCAGCUGCGGCGCCAGCCCCCACCGAGGGCAUGAAGAGCUGGGACGCCGAGUUCAUCAAGGUCGACCAGGCCACCCUCUUCGACCUCAUCCUGGCUGCAAAUUAUCUUGACAUCAAGGGAUUGUUGGACCUUACUUGCCAGAUUGUUGCCGACAUGAUCAAGGGCAAGACUUCCGAGGAGAUCCGCAAGACAUUCAACAUCAAGAAUGACUUCACACCCGAGGAGUAGGCGGAGAUCCGCAGGGAGAACCAGUGGGCUUUUGAGUAGAGAAGCAUACAU